Messenger RNA from Striga asiatica, 834 nucleotides. Lineage: Eukaryota; Viridiplantae; Streptophyta; Magnoliopsida; Lamiales; Orobanchaceae. The record is from the annotation of a GenBank genome assembly.
AUGCCUCGUCUGUCCGCGGCAAUAACACAAGAUGAGUGCUUGUACGAUGACCGCUGGACAAAAGAAGCCAACAAUCUUUUUAUUGACCUUCUAAUGGAGGCAAAUUCUGUGGGUGAUUGGAAAUAUGGGAGACCCGCUAACUCAGUUUUUGAUUACUGCAGGUUGGGCAUCAAGGCAGCAUUGGACCUAAACUUUAGCCUUUGUGAUGUUGAGUUGCGGUUUGAUUUUCUCCACAAACGUUAUAGUGUUUUCAGUUGGAUGCUUCGCAAACACGGCUUACGGCAUUGUGUGAAAUCAAACGUCUUGACGGCACCCGUGGCUGUUUGGGAUGACAUAUUCGAGGUAUUACUAAUGAAUCUGAGUUAUGCAUUGUUGGUUUUCUGUCUUAAUUGGACAUUCCAAAAAAUGUUUAAAACUGAAAGCACAAUAAACCUUUCGAUAUGGAAUGUGGUUAAAGCUCUAUGGCCAAUUCCAACUCAUUCAGUGUGGCCUAUCAACAUUGUGGCGAUCCUCGUUGGAAUGAGCUUAAACUGUGCAAUUUUUCCAGACUUCCAUUCCACUAAUGAACAUGUUGUCCCCGCGUUGAUUGACACAUCAGACCUCUUGUCUGAACCAUCAAACAAUAAUGUUGUCAUUCAAUGUCCCACGGCAAACAGUUUUAACCGAGGUAUGGGGCCGCGGGAACGAGAUGUGUCUUCCGAGUGCUCAGUAAAUACUCAGUCAUACUUUUUGAAUCCAACACGUGGGAGUCUAACCCCUAUGCGCAUUCCUCGCCCUCCUCGUAAAAGUGCUCCUUCGUCGUGCAAGGGGUCUUCUAGCGAUCCGCGCAUUUGA